CCGGGGCGGGGGUCGCGGUUCCUCAGACCUCCCCCCAGGAUGGCGGCGUGGGCGCUGUGGGUGCUGCUGGUCCCGGUGGCCGCAGAGUUGAUGUUUGUGCUGUUGGUCCCAGGGGCAGAAUUUGGCUUUGCGUCCUGCUACAGUGACCACAUGGUGCUGCAGAAGGAGCCGGCAGGAGCUGUGGUGUGGGGCUACGGGGAGCCAGGGGCCAUGGUGACAGUGGCUCUGUCUGAGGACAGUGGCUUCAUUAUCUCCAAGAAGACAGUGCAGGUUAAAGGACCUUCUGGGACAUGGACAACUGUCCUGGACCCUAUGGAUCCGGGUGGUCCCUACACACUGACAGCUAUGGAGGCCUCAAGGAACGUGACACUGCAGGACAUAUACUUUGGGGACGUGUGGCUUUGCAGCGGGCAGAGCAACAUGGCAAUGACGGUCCUGCAGAUUGUCAAUUCCAGCCAGGAACUCGCUGCUGCUGCUCACUACCCCCACGUUCGCCUCUUCACCGCAGCACCUGCGCGCUCCGACCAGGAGCUGGAGGACCUGGAGCAAAUUGACCUGCCCUGGUCCAUCCCGACAGCCGCCUGGAAAUGGCUUUCUCCCCCCACCCCCCUCCUUUGUUGUUGUUUUUUUCUUCCCAUUUGCAGCUGUUUCUUGAACAGAAAAUCUGGGCCAUGGGAAUUUCUCCUACUUCUCGGCUGUCUGCUGGCUGUUUGGGCGGUACCUGCACGAGGCCCUAGGCUACCCCGUGGGGCUGGUGGAGGCGGCCUGGGGAGGCACCCCCAUCGAGGCCUGGUCCUCCCCCAGGGCUCUGCGGGCCUGUGGGCUGCUGGAGGAGGCAGGGAGCCCAGCUCUUCUUCCAGUCUCUCCCCCUGGCUGCAUCUCUCUGGCCCGCAAGCACCUUCUGUGCUCUGGAACGCCAUGAUCCACCCCCUGCUUAACCUGACGCUACAGGGGGUCUUGUGGUACCAGGGGGAGGAAAACACACACCUGCACACAGACCAGUACAACUGCACUUUCCCAGCACUCAUUGCUGACUGGCGCUGGGCGUUCCACACUGGAUCAACUGGGCAGAACCAGCUGCUCCUCCCUUUCGGCUUCGUGCAGUUGUCCACCUACCGCCGGCAGAGCCCUGAUGACAGCUUCGCCCGGCUCCGGUGGCACCAAACUGCCGACCUGGGGGUCGUUCCCAAUGCCAGGAUGCCCAGCACCUUCAUGGCCGUGGCCAUGGAUCUGGGUGAUGAGCACUCGCCCUACGGCAGCAUCCACCCCAGGGACAAGCAGACAGUGGCCCACCGGCUCCACCUGGGUGCCAGGGCUGUGGCCUACAGGGAGAAGAACCUAGUUUUCCAGGGCCCGUAUCCCACCCGUGCCAUCCUGGACAUGACCAGGGAUCUGCUGAACAUCACCUACAGCCAGGAGCUAGUCUGGCGCCACAGGGACAUGCUGGCCUUCGAGGUGUGCUGCUCCAGCGGGUGGCUGCCGGCACCCGUGGUGACAGUGGAGUUCCACCAGGUGACACUGGCCCUGGCCGGCUGUGGGACGCUGGUGCUGGGCUUGCGCUACGCCUGGGCCGAGUGGCCCUGUGACUACCAGUCCUGUGCCCUGUACAACGCCUGGGGGCUGCCCGCACCCCCCUUCCUCCUGGACACCUCCCCAUCCACCGGAGGGACAGAACUGCUGCUCUGCCCCAGCUCCAGGCUCUAAAUCCCAGGGAACUGGGGUGAGAGGACAGCAGAGGGUGCCGAGACCUUGGGCAAAGCUGGCACUGUGCGAGUCUGAUGCAGCUUAAUUAUUGUCUUACUAAUUAAACACUUCCCAGCUCCUCUUUGGCCUGCAGGGGGUGGCAAAAAUCCCCCAAUUUAAAAUGAAAUUGGUAACAAAUUAUUUUAGGACAGGCAGCAGGAUACAGGGAUGUGAGUUGAACCCUACACUGCUGCUCCUUACAACCCCCCACCCAGGAUACCCCAAACUGGGGGCAGGGUGCUUGCAGGAUCCAAGGACCAGCCUCUGUCUCCUGGGCUGGGACAUGGAGCUGCCAUGUUAAGAAAUUAAACGGCUCAUUUUAUUCUUUA
Molecule: messenger RNA, 2072 nt
Organism: Apus apus (common swift)
Lineage: Eukaryota; Metazoa; Chordata; Aves; Apodiformes; Apodidae
Gene: SIAE
Product: sialic acid acetylesterase
Exons: 10
Coding region: 40-1704 (554 amino acids)
Biological process (GO): carbohydrate metabolic process
Molecular function (GO): sialate O-acetylesterase activity
Source: RefSeq, a predicted model, not a curated record